GUUCAGUGAUCGUCACGCCACGCUUCAAACACGAUGUCCAGCUUUCAAACGGUCUUCGUCAUCGCAAUCGCUCUAUCGCUCGCCCUCAGAUGGCAUGGGGCCAGCGGGCUGUCCGACGAGGUCGAAAAAUACUGCAAAUAUCUGGACUGCCAGAAGGGCAAGAUCAAACCGGGUGAAUCGUUUGCCGCCACCAACUUUGCCUUCGGAUAUUGCACUUGUGGCGAGCAAAAACAACCGGGUGGGGAUGGCCGAAAGUCCGCCCGCUACGUGCCGUGCAAUUUUGGGGAGACUUUUAGCCUGGAGGCGCAAAAGUGCGUCCGUGGUGUUGCUACGGCCUAAGGUUGAGUUUGAGACCAAACCAAAUCAAUGAAAUAUUAUUUAUUAGGAUACUUCAAAUGAAGCUUUCAAUGAUAAUUUGAGUGAAUAAAAUCCUCGAUAAG
Messenger RNA from Armigeres subalbatus, 440 nucleotides. RefSeq lists its product as uncharacterized. The transcript has 2 exons. Lineage: Eukaryota; Metazoa; Arthropoda; Insecta; Diptera; Culicidae. Bases 34 to 339 code for a protein of 101 amino acids. The record is from RefSeq and is a predicted model, not a curated record.